GAGUUACCCCGUGGUUCAAAGGCUCCCCGGCAGUGCUUUUUAAAUUGACGCAUGCGGUGAUAACCUGCUUUAGCCUCAGGCUCACUCACCCCCCCAGACCCUGGAGUUGUCUGAGCCGCCGAGUGAACAGUGGCUGAUUAUGGAGAGCAGAGGCCCAACGGCCACCUCGCGCCGGCUGCUGUUGUUGCUGUUGCUACUACUGCAUCACACCCACCAGGGAUGGGCCCUGAGACCUGUUCUCCCCACCCAGAGGGCCCAGGACCCUCCGGCUGUCCACCUCAGCAAUGGCCCAGGACAAGAGCCUGCCGCUGUCAUGACCUUUAACCUCACCAAGAUCACAAAAACCUCCUCCUCCUUUGAGGUUCGAACCUGGGACCCAGAGGGAGUGAUUUUUUAUGGGGAUACCAACCCUAAGGACGACUGGUUUAUGCUGGGACUUCGGGACGGCAGGCCUGAGAUCCAACUGCACAAUCACUGGGCCCAGCUUACGGUGGGUGCUGGACCACGACUGGAUGACGGGAGAUGGCACCAGGUGGAAGUCAAGAUGGAUGGGGACUCUGUGCUACUGAAGGUGGAUGGGGAGGAGGUGCUGCGCCUGAGACAGGUCUCUGGGCCCCUGACCAGCAAACGGCAUCCCAUCAUGAGGAUUGCGCUUGGGGGGCUGCUCUUCCCCGCUUCCAAUCUUCGGUUGCCGCUGGUUCCUGCCCUGGAUGGCUGCCUGCGCCGGGAUUCCUGGCUGGACAAACAGGCUGAGAUCUCAGCAUCUGCCCCCACUAGCCUCAGAAGCUGUGAUGUAGAAUCAAAUCCUGGGAUAUUUCUCCCUCCAGGGACUCAUGCAGAAUUCAAUCUCCGAGACAUUCCCCAGCCUCAUGCAGAGCCCUGGGCCUUCUCUUUGGACCUGGGACUCAAGCAGGCAGCAGGCUCAGGCCACCUCCUUUCUCUUGGGACACCGGAGAACCCAUCUUGGCUCAGUCUCCACCUCCAAGAUCAAAAGGUGGUGCUGUCUUCCGGGUCAGGCCCAGGGAUGGAUCUGCCCCUGGUCUUGGGACUCCCUCUUCAGCUGAAGCUGAGUAUGUCCAGGGUGGUCUUGAGCCAAGGACCAAAGAUGGAGGUCCUUGCCCUGCCUCCCUUAGGCUUGGCUUCCCUCCUUAACGUCUGGGCCAAGCCUCAAGGGCGUCUCUUCCUGGGGGCUUUACCAGGAGAAGACUCUUCCACUUCUUUUUGCCUGCAUGGCCUUUGGGCACAAGGUCAGAGGCUGGAUGUGGACCGGGCCCUGAACAGAAGCCAUGAGAUCUGGACUCACAGCUGCCCCCAGAGCCCAGGCAAUGGCACUGACGCUUCCCAUUAAAGCUCCACCUAAGA
Rhinopithecus roxellana (golden snub-nosed monkey) is the source of this 1362-nucleotide messenger RNA. It is a transcript of the gene SHBG, whose product is annotated as sex hormone binding globulin. The record is from RefSeq and is a predicted model, not a curated record. Gene Ontology annotation, molecular function: steroid binding. Lineage: Eukaryota; Metazoa; Chordata; Mammalia; Primates; Cercopithecidae.